AUGGAAGGAACGUCCCGGAAGCUAGAAAUCACGGUUAUAUCCGCCGAGAACUUGCAUUUAGAUCGAAAACCCAUCAAGAAAAACGCCUCUGCGACCGUCCGCGCCGAAAAUGACAGCCAGUUUCGCACCACGGACAUGGACACCGAAGGCGGCGCCUACCCCAAGUGGAACGAGAAGCUUGUGAUCGACUUGCCAAUGCAGGCGCGGUCCUUGAUGGUGGAGGUUCAAUGCAAGACUUCUUACGGGGUCAGGACGAUCGGAACGGCGAAGAUUCCGGUGUCGGAUUUCAUGGGCGGGUUUGUGCCUGAGGGCUACCUGCAUUUUUUGAGUUACAGACUGAGAGACCGCAGGGGAGAGAGGAACGGGAUUGUGAAUAUUUCGGUGAGGAUGAUGGUGCCGGAGUUGAAAGCGUGUGCUACUACGACGUCGUCUCAUUCGAGCAUGGGAUUUCCGGUGGGAGAUAGCAGCUUUGGCGGCGGUGGCGUGGCGACUGGAAUUCCGGUUUGGUGCGGGGCGUAUCCGAGAAAUUAUUGA
Messenger RNA from Prunus armeniaca (apricot), 534 nucleotides. Lineage: Eukaryota; Viridiplantae; Streptophyta; Magnoliopsida; Rosales; Rosaceae. The record is from the annotation of a GenBank genome assembly.